This is a messenger RNA of Lepus europaeus (European hare), 2330 nucleotides long. RefSeq names its product solute carrier family 7 member 9 (gene SLC7A9). Gene Ontology annotation, cellular component: membrane. NCBI's taxonomy places the organism in Eukaryota, Metazoa, Chordata, Mammalia, Lagomorpha, Leporidae. Gene Ontology annotation, biological process: amino acid transmembrane transport. The record is from RefSeq and is a predicted model, not a curated record. Gene Ontology annotation, molecular function: L-amino acid transmembrane transporter activity. The transcript is spliced from 16 exons. The coding region runs from base 744 to 2207 and encodes 487 amino acids.
CUGUCCAUCUCUGCUGCGAGUCUCCAGGAGGGAGGCUGCCUAGUGUUGAGGGAAACAGGAAUAUUUUGGAAAUGUGCAGUGGGUGCUCACAACAAUGUCUGGAGAAGGACACAAACCAGGAUCUGGCGGGGGGUGAUGCUGUCAGCCUUCCCCUCACUUCUCCACUCAGGAUGCAGAGGCCUGGCAGAGGGAGUCCCCUCGGCUGAGCUGGAGUCCUGAGCCCUCCACUGCGGCUGGAGACCCAGGAUCCUUUGGUCAGCAGCCCUCCAGAGUCCCCCGGACCUGGGGCAGACCAAAGCCAGGAGUUAGGAGCUCAGUCCAGGUCUUCCAUGUGGAUGGCAGGAAGCCAAGUACUGGAGCCACCACCUGCCACCUCCCAGGGUGUGCGUUAGCAGGAAGCUGGAAUCGGGAUCAGAGCUGGAACAGAAGCCCACGUACUCUGAUACAGAACACAGCAGGUCAGUGAGCAUCUGUCAUUCCUGUCACAGCUGUCUAUCAGACCUCCCCAAGAUCCCAAACUACUGCCAGCAUCAGUAGAAAGGAAUAUAGGGCCCAGCAAAUUCAGACGCAAGACAUUGGAAGAACAUUUGAAAACUUCAGGCAGGACUGGAGCACCAGCCUGGCACAAGACAUGGCCAUUCCUAGGGCUCAGCUGUGCAGACACGGGCAGUUAGCCGGGUCGGCAGGUCCUUUGGCACGGCAAGGUCAAGGAGGAAGCCUCCUGGAGCUAGCGGGAGGGAGGAAUGGGGGAGACGGUCCCGAGAAGACGGCGAGAAGAUGAAAAGUCCAUCCAGAGCGACGAACCCAAGACCACAAGCCUCCAAAAGGAGGUGGGUCUGAUCAGUGGCAUCUGUAUCAUCGUGGGCACCAUCAUCGGCUCUGGGAUCUUCAUCUCCCCCAAGUCUGUGCUCAGCAACACGGAAGCUGUGGGACCCUGUCUCAUCGUCUGGGCGGCCUGCGGGGUCCUUGGGACUCUAGGGGCUCUGUGCUUUGCGGAGCUCGGCACCAUGAUCACCAAGUCGGGGGGUGAGUACCCCUACCUGAUGGAGGCCUUCGGCCCCAUCCCCGCCUACCUCUUCUCCUGGACCAGCCUGAUGGUCAUGAAGCCCUCGUCCUUUGCCAUCAUCUGCCUUAGCUUCUCUGAGUACGUGGCGACGCCCUUCUACUCGGGCUGCGAGCCUCCCAAAGUCGUCGUGAAGUGCCUGGCCGCCGCAGCCAUCAUGCUCAUCACCACGGUGAACUCGCUGAGCGUGCGGCUGGGCAGCUACGUGCAGAACUUCUUCACAGCGGCCAAGCUGGUGAUCGUGGCCAUCAUCAUCAUCAGUGGCCUCGUCCUCCUGGCCCAAGGAAACACGAAGAAUUUCGAACGUUCCUUCGAAGGUGCGGAAGUUUCAGUGGGAGCCAUCAGUCUGGCACUGUACAAUGGGCUCUGGGCUUACGAUGGCUGGAAUCAACUCAAUUACAUCACAGAAGAACUCCGGAACCCCUUCAGAAACCUGCCGCUGGCCAUCAUCAUCGGGAUCCCGCUGGUGACCGUGUGCUAUAUCCUCAUCAACAUCUCCUACUUCACGGUGAUGACGCCCACGGAGCUGCUGCAGUCCCAGGCCGUGGCUGUGACCUUUGGGGACCGUGUCCUCUACCCAGCCGCAUGGAUUGUCCCAGUGUUCGUGGCGUUUUCAACCAUCGGUGCUGCUAACGGGACCUGUUUCACAGCUGGCAGACUCGUUUACGUGGCUGGCCGGGAAGGCCACAUGCUCAAAGUGCUCUCUUACAUCAGUGUCAGGCGCCUGACCCCAGCCCCUGCCAUCAUCUUUUACGGGAUCAUUGCGACCAUUUAUAUCAUUCCUGGGGACAUAAACUCACUCGUCAAUUACUUCAGUUUUGCCACAUGGCUGUUUUAUGGCCUGACGGUUCUAGGACUCAUCGUGAUGAGGUUUACAAGGAAAGAACUGGAAAGGCCCAUCAAGGUGCCCAUCUUCAUCCCCAUCCUGGUGACCUUCAUAGCUGUGUUUCUGGUCCUGGCCCCAGUCAUCACUAAGCCAGCGUGGGAGUAUCUCUACUGUGUGUUAUUUAUCUUGAGCGGCCUUGUAUUUUACUUCCUUUUCGUCUACUACAAGUUUGAAUGGGCUCAGAAAAUCUCAAAGCCGAUCACCAUGCACCUCCAGAUGCUCAUGGAAGUUGUGCCACCGGAGCCAGACCCCAAGUGACAAGUCUGUGUCUUGUAACCAACUCAAAGCUGUGAGCAGUUUAUUUUUGUAAGCAAUAUUUGUGGUAUUUCUUCCUGAUUUUUUUUCUUAAGAAGAGUUGUAUCAGAUGUUUAUGUAAUAUUA